Gregarina niphandrodes is the source of this 460-nucleotide messenger RNA. RefSeq lists its product as hypothetical. The transcript has a single exon. NCBI's taxonomy places the organism in Eukaryota, Apicomplexa, Conoidasida, Eugregarinorida, Gregarinidae. The record is from RefSeq and is a predicted model, not a curated record. The annotation marks the transcript as partial.
AUGAGAGGUUGUUGUGCCACAGAAUUACAGGAGGUAUUGCCGCUGUUGUCGGUGCUGACUGGGGUAACCUUUGACGUUACGGGACCGGGCGAGGAGCAUUGUGGAUCACUUGCGACUAAGCGCGUCGUGUGGGAUCGUCGGGACAAGGUUCCUGGCGACGUUCCACCGCCAAUGCCCGACUGUGUGAGAAUUGGUUUUGCUGAUCAAGACCGUAUCACCCCACGGCUGUUUCUAACCAUCGCUCUGCAGACGGUGGAUGAGCUGAUGAAGAGCGAAGACACGUUGUUCAACCCUGAUCAGAUCCACUUACUGAGUCAUGCAAUUCGUCCUACGGUGAGAGUGGACUUUGAACGGGGCACCAUGUACGGGGACGCUAAGAAGGCUCGUGACGAAGCGGAACGAGUUCGCGUGGCCCAAAAGGUCUUGAUGCAGUUGGCCGAGGCUGGCAAGCUGACUGAGG